UUAAUAAAUAAAUCGCAGAGCUGAGAGUCAAAGCGCUAGUCUUAAAAACGUCGACGAGAGAGACGAUCGCAUAAUAGAUCGCCGUAGAAAAUCCUAGCGAAAGAAGGAAAAAAAAACCCAUCGAUCUCGGAAAAAGAUGAGUGAGGAAGAAGGGAAAAGCCGAGGAAUCGGCAGCGAUCCUCAGCACCACCACUACGGAACGUUUCAAGGCCCGCCGCCAAGCUAUCCUCAGCCAGCGAUCGGAUUCCCUCAGCCGAUUCCUCCGCCCGGAGCUGUCGCAUCCGCUCCUCCUUACCAUUAUCAUCAAGGAUAUCAAGCUGUUCCAGGUUAUGCGGCAGUUGCUGAAGGAAGACCUGUAAGAGAGCGUCGCCUUCCCUGCUGUGGUAUUGGUCUUGGCUGGUUUCUGUUCAUCAUUGGUUUCUUUCUUGCUGCUAUACCGUGGUAUGUCGGAGCUUUAAUUAUCCUUUGCUCCAGAGUAGAUUACCGAGAGAAACCAGGGUUUGUUGCAUGCACAAUCGCUUUCCAUCAGUAUCAGGUGGUUGGGAGAGCUCUCCCUUCGGCGACCGAUGAGCAUCCGAAGAUUUACCGGAUGAAACUGUGGGCCACGAAUGAGGUUCGCGCGAAAUCCAAGUUCUGGUACUUUCUGAGGAAACUCAAGAAGGUUAAAAAGAGUAAUGGGCAAGUGCUUGCCAUCAAUGAGAUUUUUGAGAGGAAUCCUACCACUGUCGAGAACUAUGGAAUUUGGUUGCGGUACCAGAGCAGAACUGGUUACCACAAUAUGUACAAGGAAUACCGGGACACCACUCUUAAUGGUGCCGUUGAGCAGAUGUAUGACGAGAUGGCUUCUCGCCAUAGGGUAAGGUCUCCUUGCAUUCAGAUCAUCAAGACAGCUACCAUACCUGACACGCUUUGCAAGAGAGAGAAUACCAAGCAAUUUCAUGAUUCCAAAAUCAAGUUCCCGUUGGUGUUCAAGAAGGUUAGGCCACCAACUAGGAAGCUUAAGACAACAUUCAAGGCAUCGAGGCCUAAUUUGUUCAUGUAAUUCUGAUCAAUGAUGUCUACGACUUUGUGUUGCCAGAUCAGAUUCGUUGAAACUAUUAGAAAGUUGAGAUGCUUCCAAGUUAUUUGGGAUUUUGGUCUCUAUGGCAUAAGCUUUUCUUUAUUGGUUUUUAUAUUUUAGAAAUUUUAAGUGUGGUUUAAGACAUGAUGGUGAAGGAUAUUAACUUGUUUUUUA
This is a messenger RNA of Magnolia sinica, 1234 nucleotides long. Its product is annotated as large ribosomal subunit protein eL20. Gene Ontology annotation, molecular function: structural constituent of ribosome. The record is from RefSeq and is a predicted model, not a curated record. The transcript has 6 exons. Gene Ontology annotation, cellular component: ribosome; cytosolic large ribosomal subunit. Gene Ontology annotation, biological process: translation. Lineage: Eukaryota; Viridiplantae; Streptophyta; Magnoliopsida; Magnoliales; Magnoliaceae. Bases 137 to 1042 code for a protein of 301 amino acids.